AUGGAAAUAGAGGACUUGCAAAAUAAUGAAUAAUAUAUGAAAAGUAUUUAAAAUAAUUUUAAAUUAAUAAAUGUGCAUUUUAUAUUCAUUGAUGACAUAGAACUGGUAAAUUCAAGUGCUUAACUAAAAAAUGUUCCAAGAUUAUAUUUAUAUUUACCAAAAUAAAAAGUUAAUGCUUGGAGCAGUAAAUAUUUUCAGAAAUUUUUAAUCGGUUAAGUAAAAUGUUAAGAUGACAUUAUAAUGAUAGUUUUGUUAUUGUUCUUGAUAACUGUAGUAUUAUUAAAAGAAUGCCAUAACUAAAUAGAUAUUAUUUCUCGGGGUAUGGCAUACAGAUAAUCCCACACUUUCAAGUAUAAAUAUAAUUUAAAUAUAGGGUUUAUAAAGAAUCUAUGUCUAAUAAUAAAGGCACAGCAAGUAAGCCAUUGAAAAUUUUACAAUAUAAUUUACUCUAAAAUUUAAGAUUAAUUCCUUAUACUAUUUAAACAUCUUUAUGA
Messenger RNA from Paramecium octaurelia, 494 nucleotides. The record is from the annotation of a GenBank genome assembly. NCBI's taxonomy places the organism in Eukaryota, Ciliophora, Oligohymenophorea, Peniculida, Parameciidae.